Saxophila tyrrhenica is the source of this 1380-nucleotide messenger RNA. RefSeq lists its product as uncharacterized. NCBI's taxonomy places the organism in Eukaryota, Fungi, Ascomycota, Dothideomycetes, Mycosphaerellales, Extremaceae. Gene Ontology annotation, biological process: protein deubiquitination. Bases 1 to 1380 code for a protein of 459 amino acids. The record is from RefSeq and is a predicted model, not a curated record. The transcript has 2 exons. Gene Ontology annotation, molecular function: cysteine-type deubiquitinase activity.
AUGUUGGCCUCUGAGGAGUUCCCCCUGCUGUCGAGCCUGGGCUUGUAUGCCGCGAACAUUGUCGGCGAUGGCAACUGUCUCUUCAACGCACUGUCGGACCAGAUCUACGGAGAUCAGAAUCAGCACUCCGCCAUCCGUGCUCGCGUGAUCGAGUACAUGCGUGAGCAUGGAGACUACUACAAGCAGUUCAUCGACGUGAACCCUGGCGGUGGGAUCCGUCGCAAUCCCAAGAGGAAGAAUGCCGGGGCGUACUCGUCACCGGCGAACUACGUCCCUCCAUCCGCCGACGAGAUCGACCGUGUGUUCCAAAGCCACCUUCAGACGAUGGCACGAGGAGGAGUGUACGGUGACAACAUGGAGAUUUCCGCCUUCUCCUCUGCGUUUAGCAUCGAUGUCAAGAUCUAUCAGAGAGACUUCGCGUACAUGAUCUCAGGGAGCGGUGACGGGGUGCAGAGGCAGGUAGCUCACAUUGCAUACCACACGUGGGAGCACUACUCGUCGAUCCGCAACCUUGACGGACCUCACAACGGCAUGCCCAAUGUCAGCCCAAAGGUGCUGUCAGUCGAAGAGGAGCAGAAACAGAAGGAGAGGCUGGCAACAACCACACCCGUGAUGCCAUGGAUGAUCGACGUGGUGUCCAAGUCGCUGCCAUUCCUGGCCGACAAACCCACCAUCAAACGUCAGCUGGAGGCAGCGAAAGGAGAUGUUGACCUGGCAGUCUCAAACAUGCUGGACGCGGAGGAGAACGGCAGCGCCUCGUCACAGCAGGAGAGCUCCAGUGUGGAACGAGACCACGACAGCGACGACGAUGCGAGCUACGCUCCCAACAAGAAGCAGGAUCGCCGCAUGAGUCGAGCCACCAAAGCUCACCGCCCACGCAGCCUCGAAAGCAAACACGCCCUCUCCCAGCUCGCAACGUACGACGGCAGCCAGGAGUCUUUUGGCAGCGGUGACUCCGAGUCCUCCAGCAUACCCGAAUCAUCCCAACAAUCCAACACCACCCUACCAACCGACACCGAAGACAUCAACACCGAAGACAUCAACACCGAAGACAUCAACACCGACGCCAGCACCACCGCUUCUCGAUCCCAAUCUCCCGCUCGCCCGACGAUCAAGCUAAAGCUCAUCCCACCUAAGCACCCCGACCCGUCACCACGCGUCGGCAAAACCUCACAACGCCAGCCAGGUCCCCGCUCUACUGCUCGUGAACGCAAGGACUUUAAGAAGCAGGCACAGAAGGCCGCCCGAAAGGAACGCCAGCAGCUUGCUGCCAAGGGUGACACUCGCAGUGGGAGUCCGUCAGCUCCUGGACUGGCCUACAGACAGAAGGGCAUGACACAGACGCCGCCGGUGGAGACACUGCGGACGCUGUACAUCUGA